Molecule: messenger RNA, 1332 nt
Organism: Alternaria rosae
Lineage: Eukaryota; Fungi; Ascomycota; Dothideomycetes; Pleosporales; Pleosporaceae
Product: Enolase, C-terminal TIM barrel domain-containing protein
Exons: 4
Coding region: 1-1332 (443 amino acids)
Biological process (GO): glycolytic process
Cellular component (GO): phosphopyruvate hydratase complex
Molecular function (GO): phosphopyruvate hydratase activity; magnesium ion binding
Source: RefSeq, a predicted model, not a curated record
AUGACGACCAUACUCUCGAUCGACGCAUCCCAGCGUUUGGAUUCACGCGGCAACCCAACUGUGCAAGUCUGUCUUCGCACCGACAAGGGUACUUUUCGAUCGAUUGUACCGUCCGGCGCAUCCAAAGGCGACUAUGAAGCUGUCGAACUCCGUGAUGGGAACGAAAAGGAGUAUCAUGGCCAAGGAGUACUUGGCGCAGUCGAGAACGUCACAAGGGUUCUCGCACCCCAGAUCAUCGACAAGAACUUCCAGCUUCCAGAAGACGUGCGCAAGAUCGAUGCAUUUAUGAUAGAGCUCGAUGGAACUCAAGAUAAGGGGAAACUGGGUGCCAAUGCUAUACUAGCUAUCAGUAUGGCUGUAUGGAGAGCCGCAGCUUCGGCGAAAGGAGUGCCGCUUUACCAGUUCCUGCAACAAUCUUGCGGCACCCAGCAGUCAUACGUCAUGCCCGUGCCGUUCUUCAAUGUCCUCAAUGGAGGUGUGCAUUCCGGCAAUACAAUGGCUUUCCAAGAGUUCAUGAUUGCGCCUGUUGGCGCCGACAGCAUGACUGAGGCCGUCAGGAUGGGUGGGGAGGUCUAUCAAUCACUCAAAGGAGUCAUCGUGAAGCAGUAUGGACCAUCAGCGAUAGGCGUUGGCGAUGAGGGUGGCUUUUCUCCACCGAUCUUGACUCCACACGAAGGGCUUGACCUAUUGGUAACAGCGAUCGAAGCAAGCGGGCACGCUGGGAAGGUCAAGAUCGGCAUUGAUCCAGCGUCUCAAGAGUUUUUCAAUGAGAAGGAUCACUCGUAUGACUUGGGAUUCAAGCGGAAAAGCUCAGAGCAGGGUGUCAAUUUUGACGCUGAAGCUUUGGCGAAGCUGUACUAUGAGAUCCUUGAACAGUACCCUGUCGUACUGUUGGAGGACCCAUUCGGGCAGGACGACUGGCCGGCUUGGACAUCUUUCAAUGCAGAUUGCUCCAUCGAGCUGGUCGGCGAUGAUCUCCUCGCGACGAACAGGGGGCGCAUUGAGAAGGCCCAUCAAGAAAAAGCCUGCAACGCUUUGUUGCUCAAGAUCAACCAGAUCGGUACCAUCACUGAAGCGAUUGAUGCAGCAAAACAGGCGUACAGUUACGGCUGGUCGGUUUUUGUGUCGCAUCGCUCGGGAGAAACGACUGACGACUUCAUUGCCGAUCUGACCGUCGGGUUGGGCACUGGACACCUGAAGUCUGGAAGUCCGUGUCGUGGCGAACGUGUGGCAAAGUACAACCGCUUGUUGGAUAUUGAAGAAGAGUUGAUGCGAAUUGGGGACAAGGCGCUGUACGCGGGCGAGAACUUCCGGGUGAAGCAUGAUUCUUAA